Chrysoperla carnea is the source of this 2767-nucleotide messenger RNA. RefSeq names its product exocyst complex component 1 (gene Sec3). Gene Ontology annotation, cellular component: exocyst; plasma membrane. Gene Ontology annotation, molecular function: phosphatidylinositol-4,5-bisphosphate binding. NCBI's taxonomy places the organism in Eukaryota, Metazoa, Arthropoda, Insecta, Neuroptera, Chrysopidae. The coding region runs from base 107 to 2767 and encodes 886 amino acids. Gene Ontology annotation, biological process: exocytosis; Golgi to plasma membrane transport. The record is from RefSeq and is a predicted model, not a curated record. The transcript is spliced from 8 exons.
UUUUAUACAACAAGUUGUCAAAAAUUACAUGGCAUCAAAUCAUCUGUCAUUAGUGUCAUUUUUGUGUCAAAUAAAAACAAUUUGAUAAUAAAAAAUAAAUAAAUAAAUGGCUGCAAUUCGCCAUUCGUUACAAAAAGAUGUGUUUCAACCGUUAGACGAACGAUUAUUAGCAGUAUGUCACGUUAGUAAGUUAUUAAAGAAAAAGAAGAUAUCAUUUUUAUGUGUUGUAACUACAGUAAAACCCCCGUAUACGGUCACAAUAUGUCAAGUAAAACAAAACGAUAAGAAUGUAUUUAAAAAGAAACGUUCCUGGCCAUUAUCCGAUUUAAAAAUCGUUGAUGGUAAAAACACAAAUUCCGAUAAUCAUGAAUUCGAUAUUCAUAUUGAUAAGACAUAUCGAUGGUUAGCAUCGAAUUUACAAGAACGACAGAAUUUCUUUAUCACUUUAUGGAAACAAUGUUGUAAACAUUUACCGAAACAGAAGCCUAUAUUCCGGAAUAUUCCCGAGAAUUGGAUCAGUGAGAUUGCAUUAUCGCCAGAGAAUGUUGUGACACCGGUUGAUAUUAAUAUCGAGAAUAUUGAAAUUAAUGAAGAUUUUCAAGCGAUUACGGAAAAAGAACAAGCGGAUUUAGCGAAAUUAAUUGAAGGAUGUGAUUUUGCUAUCAGUGAUGCGGAACGUUUUAUGGAAGUUUUGGCGAAAGAUUUAUCUAUUUUGGAUGGACAAAAUGUUCAAAUUAUUUUAGCGUCUGAGCAAAAAGUAGAAUCAUUAAUGCAACAAUUAGAAGUCGCCGAACAAGAAGCCAGUAUGAUAGAAUCUCGAUUAGCCGCUUACGAUGAAGUUCUAUGUAACGUACGCGAAGCUAUGCAAUCGGUUGAACAUAAAAAUUUAUUAAUUUCAAUUGCACAUCAAAAUAAUAAAAAGUUGCUACAUGAACUUGAAAAUAUAAUUAUACAAUUGGAUUUACCGAGUCAUCAUCAAGCUGUGCUAGACGAUCCAGAGUUAACAACACAAAAAGGUUUACAAGCUGCUAUAGCGGCUGGGAAAGCGUUACGUGCCGCUAUGAAUUGUUCGUUACAACCUGCGCUUUUGAAAUUAGCAGCUGUACGUGAACAACGAAAGCGAUUUGAACGUGCACAUGCAAAAUUUUCGAAAACAAUUUCACGACAUUUGAAUAAUUCAUUUAUCCAUUUGGGAAAUGACAUGGGAAUUACAUCAAACUCGCAUGGUAACGAAUUGCAACUUCCUCAACACAAUACCGUCCAUAAAGAACUCACCCCGUACACCGAGCUAAUGCAUUGGCUAAAAGUUAUGGACAAUAAAUCCUACAUGCUUUUACGUAAAGUUUACGAAGAUAAUUUAGGAAAACUUUACGAACGUGAUUUUAAAAAAUUCUUCGAAGAUGCUAAACAACAUAUCUCCGGUACGAAGCGAGGCAAUGGAUCACGUGAAGAUUUAAAUACAAUUUCUUCUUCGGUAUCUCGAUUACGUUUAACUUCCGGUAAACAGGUUAUAAUGGAAGGACCAUUAUUGGGUAUAGAACGUGAACAAUGGCCCCCACAAAGUUUAGAUAUGGAUCAAGCGGAACGACAUCGAUGUGAUGCGGUACUAGAACGAGCUCUAGCCGAAUUAGAACCAGUUUGUUUGAAAGAACAACAGUUUUGUGUUGCAUUCUUUCAAUUGGAUGUUCUAAGUCCGACAUCGAAAAAUAUGGAAACUACAUUAUAUGAGACAAUUAAUCGUUCAGAACCCGAUGCAACAGCUUUAAUGACGUCAUCCACAACGGUUAUACCCCAGAAACGGAUUGAAAAACAGAUUAAUGAAGAAGUUCGUCGUAUGAUGGGCGUAUUAUUUGCGUGCUUGGAACCGGAACUCAAUAAUUUUAUUGCACAUUAUGAAAAAUUAGAUAGUUUUUAUUGUAUGAAUGUUUUCGUACGACUCAGCCAACAUGUGAUGUCCGCUCAAGAUACCGGAUCAUUUUUAAGUAUGACCUUUGCAUCAGUAUUGGUACAAGUGAAACGAAAUUUUGAUGACUUUAUGAAAGCACAAAAAUCAUCAAUUGAAAAUACAAAAGUCAAUCGUAAAUCGAAGUGUGGUAUACUACCAUACGUAGAAAAUUUUGAAGAAUUUGCGAAAACCGCUGAAAGUAUAUUUAAAACACAUCGUCGUCCCGACAUUGAAAAAUGGUAUGUGAUUUUAGUUGCGAAAAUGUUUGAAAUGAUACCGAUUCAUGCUGCAGAACAUCAUAAAACACCACUCGAAGUUGUUAAAAUGGAAAAUUUCCACCAUUUGUAUGCCUUAUUAUCCCAGCUGAAAAUUUCCGUAUUGGAUGGACUUCGAAAAGAUGCGAAACAAAAAUAUAAUGAUGCGUUAAAAGCAUACGUUACGCAAUAUUUUGGACGUCCGCUAGAAAAAUUAAACCAAUUUUUCGAAGGUGUUCAAGCUAAAGUAAAUCAAGGUGUAAAAGAAUCGGAAAUUGGAUAUCAAUUAGCGUUUUCUAAACAAGAAUUGCGUAAAGUAAUUCAACAAUAUCCAGCACGUGAAGUUAAGAAAGGUUUAGAAAAUUUAUAUCGAAAAGUCGAAAAACAUUUGUCUGAAGAGGAAAAUUUAUUACAAGUUGUUUGGCGAGCCAUGCAAGAAGAAUUUAUAAUGCAAUAUAAAAAUUUGGAAGAGUUAAUACAACAUUGUUAUCCGGGCUCUAUGAUUGCGUUAGAUUUUACAAUUGAAGAUUUAUUACAUUUCUUUUCAGAGAUUGCUCGGUCUCACUAA